AUGAAAGGUGGCAGGGAGCUGGACCCUUCUCCUGGUGCUGUGUGGCCUCCUGCCACUGACUACUCUGAGGCUGGCAGGCAGAUGUCAAAACUCUCGGACAAGAAGCUAUGCGCCGAUUCAGAGUGCAGCCGUGAGAUUCAAGGGUCAUAUUAUGGAGACCAGGAAGCUCGUCUGGGAUAUCUCCCCAGCAGUGUUGUUGAAGAGACACAUGCGUUAAUGCCUGCUGAGGUUGAGCCUGCUGAGGUAUUUGAAUAA
Sinocyclocheilus anshuiensis is the source of this 255-nucleotide messenger RNA. Its product is annotated as melanoma-derived growth regulatory protein-like. The coding region runs from base 1 to 255 and encodes 84 amino acids. Gene Ontology annotation, biological process: extracellular matrix organization. Lineage: Eukaryota; Metazoa; Chordata; Actinopteri; Cypriniformes; Cyprinidae. The record is from RefSeq and is a predicted model, not a curated record. The transcript has 3 exons.